Molecule: messenger RNA, 3810 nt
Organism: Sardina pilchardus (European sardine)
Lineage: Eukaryota; Metazoa; Chordata; Actinopteri; Clupeiformes; Clupeidae
Product: transmembrane emp24 domain-containing protein 1-like
Exons: 4
Coding region: 115-819 (234 amino acids)
Biological process (GO): intracellular protein transport; Golgi organization; endoplasmic reticulum to Golgi vesicle-mediated transport
Cellular component (GO): endoplasmic reticulum-Golgi intermediate compartment; Golgi apparatus; endoplasmic reticulum
Source: RefSeq, a predicted model, not a curated record
GUAGCCUAGGCUAGUGCAUUGCGAUGCUGUGGAGCUAAUGUUAGGUAUCUGACUUGCACAAUGUCACCUAACCUUUGACAACAGCCGACUGAAACGGAUCGGAAAUCGUUCGUUAUGAAUUCCUAUCGAGGAGGUCACAUUAGGUUAUCACCUAAAUGUGUCGUUAUCUCUGUACUUAUUGCGUUUUUCACGCAGACGGUCAGCGGUUUCAGCCCGAACCUUGAUAGUGAGUUUACAUUUCUACUGCCAGCAGGAAGAACAGAAUGCUUCUUCCAAACGGCGUCGAAAAAUGGCUCUAUGGAAGUUGAAUACCAGAUCAUCGCAGGUGCAGGCAUGGAUGUGGACUUCACCAUCCUCUCUCCUCAUGGCUAUCAGCUGAUCUCAGAGUUCCGUCGCUCCGACGGCGUCCACACUGUUGAGCCCACUGAGGAGGGCGACUACCAGAUCUGCUUCGACAACAGCUUCAGCCGCUUCUCGGAGAAGAUGGUGUUCUUCGAGGUCAUCCUGGAGGGCCCGGCGUCCGACGAGGGCGGGGACGACGAGUGGGCGGGCCUGGGCGAGCCCGAGAGCCUAUUGGAGUACAAGCUGGAGGAUAUCAGGGAGUCCAUGGACUCGGUGCACCGGCGUCUGGAGCGCAGUCGCCAGAUGCAGACGGCUCUGCGUGCGCACGAGGCGCGCGACCGCUACCUGCUGGAGGACAACCUGUGGCGCGUCACCUUCUGGUCCUGCGUCAGCCUGCUGGUCCUGCUCACCGUGGCCCUCACGCAGGUCUACACCGUCCGCCGCCUCUUCCACGACAAGAGGAGGGUGUGCACGUAGAGGCAGCGGAGUGUGUGUGUGUGUGUGUGUGUGUGUGUGUGUGUGUGUGUGUGUGUGUGUGUGUGUGUGUGUGUGUGUGUGUGUGUGUGUGUGUGUGUGUGUGUGUGUGUGUGUGUGUGUGUGUGUGUAGCCUGCUCGUCCUGCUCACCGUGGCCCUCACGCAGGUCUACACCGUCCGCCGCCUCUUCCACGACAAGAGGAGGGUGUGCACGUAGAGGCAGCGGAGUGUGUGUGUGUGUCGGGGUGGUGGUGGUGUGUGUGUGUGUGUGUGUGUGUGUGUGUGUGUGUGUGUGUAGGGAGGUACUUUGAGCAGGGUGAUUUGAAGACUCUCCCAGUUAGAUUACUGUGUUGUCAGUGAGAUCAUCCUAACUGGAUGCAAGCAAAGCAGUUUGUGGCAUUUUGAGCAUUUUGUCUCUUUGUCUCAGUGUAUACAGAGAGCCUUCAGUACUACUUUUUUCUCUUUCUCUCUCUCACUCGUUCCUCCGCCAUUGAUUAUUCUCUCUUAAUCUCUCUUAAUCUCUCUCUCACUAGCUCUCACUGUCUUUGUCUCUUAAUAUCUCUCUCUCUUUCUCUCUCUCUAGUUCUCACUGUCUUUGUCUCUUAAUCUCUCUCUCUCUCUCUCUCUCUCUCUCUCUCUCUCACACACACUAGUUCUCACUUUCUUUGUCUCCUCUUAGUAAUAAACAGUGCCAGUUCUGUUGCCUGCUUAUUUGAGCUCUGGUGUGAGAAGAACCAAUCUGCCACAUUCUAUCAACCAAUCACAGAGGAUGGACAGACAGACAGACAGACAGACAGACAGACAUAGAGAGAGUAGAAGGGGACAGAAUGAGAAUCAGAGUGAGCGAUGAAGAUAUAACGAGGUGAGGAGAUGACGAAAUUUGUGUCAUAGAGAGAGAGAGAGAGAGAGGGGAAGAAGAGAGAGAGAGAGGGGAAGAAGAGAGACAUCAGAAUUGAUAUUGUUACUGAAGUGUGAAUAGUCCUCUGCAGUUCGCCUACAAAAAUCCGGAUCUCCCUAAUCUUAAUGGGCAAAGAUGGUACCAGGAUUUCCUUAUAUGGGCAAAGAUGGCAGCUUUGGGUCCCUUUUCUGAACUUCAGAGGUCUAUAUGGAGUGCUAAAAAUGAAUCAUUGCAGUGCCUUUUUUAUGUCUUUACCUGAUUUGCUUCAUUCAGUAACAAGGCCUUGAUGAUCACGUCAUGAUCAUUGGCCGGAGUGACUCCGCUUAAUGUCAGCGGCCCUCCUCCCAUUGGCCGGAGUGACUCCGCUUAAUGUCAGCGCUCCUCCUCCCAUUGGCCGGAGUGACUCCGCUUAAUGUCAGCGCUCCUCCUCCCAUUGGCCGGAGUGAGUCCGCUUAAUGUCAGCGCUCCUCCUCCCAUUGGCCGGAGUGACUCCGCUUAAUGUCAGCGCUCCUCCUCCCAUUGGCCGGAGUGGCUCCGCUUAAUGUCAGUGGUCCUCCUCCCAUUGGCCGGAGUGACUCCAUUGUUGUGUUGUUACUUCUUCAUCAUUGUUUACGACCGCUAAGCAGCCGGCCCGAUGACGGGAAAUAGUUUUAAAAUAAUGUGUGUGUGUGUGUUUGUGCGUAGGUGGAUUAUGCGGGAGGGAGGGUAAAUGGUGAUGUUUGAUUUGAUAUUUCAGGCCAAAUGUUGGCCUCAAUCACGUUACUUAAGUUUUCAACAUUUUGGCUUCUUUUGUCUGUUGAUGUUACCACAGACACAUUGCCCAUUUUUGAGACUUUGUUUGGUACUUUGCAUUCGGUGUCUUCCUCCUCACCACAGACAGGUACUGUGUGUGUGUGUGUGUGUGUGUGUGUGUGUGUGUGUGUGUGUGUGUGUGUGUGUGUGUGUGUGUGUGUGUGUGUGUGUGUGUGUGUGUGUGUGUGUGUGUGUGUGUGUGUGUGUGUGUGUGUGUGUGUGUGUGGAGGGGGGUGCAGGGGGGUGCAGGGUUGCUCUUGAAAACAUCAUGUGAUCAGUCUUUGGCCACGUACUCAAACCUUUACUUGAUUUAUUACAUGGAGAAGGAGGCAGCGGUGGCCGUUUACAAAAAAUUGAGUUUAAAGUGAUUUUGUUUUCAAGUGUGUCUGUGUUUGCAUGCGUGUUUAUGCACGCAUAAACGUGUGUUUUUAUAAUUUUGUUAAUAUUAACAAAAGGGAGAGAUGUGUUAUGAGAUGUGAAAUAUAUGUAUGCUGUGAUGAAUCAGACGGAUUUUUUAAGAGUUUACUUUUUACAAAAAAAAAGAAAAUAAAAUUCAAAGUACAAUAUACUCAUGUCCUUCUUAUUUGCCAUCCAACUAGUGUGACGGUCGCUGGUAGUCAAUUUUAAGCGCACUAUGACUCGAGGGCUGAGAAGCAAGAGGUCGUAAGUGACAUUUCACCAACUUUACAGGAGAGCCAAAACAAAUCGCACUGCUUCAAUAUGUUCAUAGUUUAAAAACCUUUGUUGGUAAACGGGAAAUACGUGUAUGGGCAUAGCUCAAAUAACUCUACGCUUGGAAUAGUCCUUCAACCAAUCAGACCAACGAUCCGGGUGUGUCUUUUGGAUAAGCUCAUUUGGGAUUGGACCCAAAAUAUGUGGACAGGGAACAGGAGAGAGAUAGAUGUGCAGGUUUCCAGCCUGAGCUGCCGGGCGAAAUCCAAAUCACCGGCAGAUCAGGCAGGGUUUACCCAGCCUAUAGUACUGUGUCUUGUGUAUUCUUGCUGGAUUUGGAUGUUAAAAUUGAAUUUGAAUUAUUAUUUUUUGCUUAAAUUGAUAGAAAAGGGAUAGAAAUAGACAUUCCACUUUGUCUUCAAAUUUCUACCCUCCAUUUUCACAUUUUUAUGACAUCAUCAUUUAGGCGGAGCUUCAUUUACAGUAGCCUAUAGGUCCAUUAUAAGGACCUAAACCAUGCUGGACAAUGACACUGUACAGCGCACUUUACUAGGCUACUACUUCAUUUGUUCAGCUUAAACCAAAGGUGCACUGGUUACUGAAGCGGCUUCUAUCCCUAGGUGCCUCUCAU